This is a messenger RNA of Polychytrium aggregatum, 1132 nucleotides long. RefSeq names its product regulator of volume decrease after cellular swelling-domain-containing protein. The record is from RefSeq and is a predicted model, not a curated record. Lineage: Eukaryota; Fungi; Chytridiomycota; Chytridiomycetes; Polychytriales. Gene Ontology annotation, cellular component: spliceosomal complex; cytosol. Gene Ontology annotation, biological process: mRNA cis splicing, via spliceosome. The coding region runs from base 27 to 869 and encodes 280 amino acids. The transcript has 5 exons.
UCUCCUUCCAUCCAGCCCUCUGCACCAUGCCCAUCCAGAUCUACCAAGGCCUGCCCGAGCUCUUCUCGUCAUCGAACCCGCUCAAGCGGGACUUUGAUCCUUCUGUUCCGCAGCCCAUCAUCCGCUUCCACCACAAGAACGUCCGUCUCGCCUUCAACCCCGACCCUCCAGCGCUCUCGCUCGACACUUCCAAGAAGGGCGAUCUCUAUGUCGUCGAAUCCGAGCUGAUCUGGCACGACCCCGAGAGCUCCACCUCGAUCGCCAUUGACUAUCCCUCGAUCCUGGUGCAUGCACUCUCCCGCUCCGGCGAUCGAGUGGAUUCGUCGCCGUGCAUCUACUGCCAGCUCGAUGGCGCCGAGGUCGUCGAUGCCGCCGGCUAUCGCAUUCCCACCAUCCUUCCGUUCAAAGAAGUCGAAGAGUCUGCCGAUCUCGACACCGCCGCCUCUGCCCAAGCGAUGCAGGUCGAGCCCAGCCACGGCAACAACGCCAAUGACGAUGAUGCUGACGAAGAGGCUGGCGAGGAAGCCGGCGACGAUGACGAGUACGAAGACAUGCACGAUAUGCCGUGCUUCGAGCUGAGACUGAUUCCCGACGAUGCUACUGCACUUGAUAGCAUCUAUCUUGCGCUCUCUGAGUGUGCGUCACUUCAUCCUGACAAGAACGCCGAAGAGGACGGAGAUGAGGAUGAGGGCGAAGACGGGGACGGCUGGAUCUAUGGUCCGAGUGAUGAUAUCGAGCUCAGCGAGGUGGGCGAGGCUGCCAUGCGCCAUAUCGAGGCGGUCUUCGAUGUCCAACCCCGCAAGAAGGGCAAGCUCGAUCACGAAAACCAGUUCGACGAUGCUGACGGCGACGCCGAUCCCAGUCGCUGAUUGUGCGCUUGCAUCCGCGAAUGAAAAGAAGCGACCGUCGCUCAACUUGUGCAUGGGCUUUUGUACCGGCCACGCACUUCGCAAGCAAUCGGGGAUCCCGCACCUCACAACGCUACUGCCCUUGCGAGGAUGCUUAUGGUCUUCUGGCGUGGCCAUUCGCUGCAGCUCCCAAGCGCCACCCGACGCUCGAAUAUGCGAGCAAGGUGUUUGGCUCAAUCAGUUUCAAACAAUAAAGCCAUCGUCAUAUCCGCCCACGCGCCAAA